Molecule: messenger RNA, 897 nt
Organism: Condylura cristata (star-nosed mole)
Lineage: Eukaryota; Metazoa; Chordata; Mammalia; Eulipotyphla; Talpidae
Gene: MS4A18
Product: membrane-spanning 4-domains, subfamily A, member 18
Exons: 5
Coding region: 1-897 (298 amino acids)
Biological process (GO): cell surface receptor signaling pathway
Cellular component (GO): plasma membrane
Source: RefSeq, a predicted model, not a curated record
AUGGCCACGCAGGAGAUUGGGGCCAACAGUGUGCCUGCUGGCAUUGCCCCAGAGAAUGUCUAUGUCUCCCAGCCCGGGAGCUCCCAACCUUCUGGAAGCCAUGGGCAGCCUGUGGGGAUGAACAUUUACUCAACCUCGGGCAUGACUGAGCAGAAAGCGGGAAGGAUGAACUUCCAGCCCCCACUCAUGGUGGCACAGAGUCAGCACCCUGGGCUCCAGCCUCCAGCGGGAGGGUUCCAGGGCUCUUUGGGAGCCAGGAACCUCCAGACCCAGCCUGGGAGCCUGCAGAAUCCCCCAGUGAACCCCUCCAACCAGAGCCAGCAGAGCAGCAUGGCAUUUGGGUCAGUUCUUACAAUUGAUCCCAAGAGACUCAUAAAUAAGAAGACCAUAACACUAGGGGUCUGCGGCAGUGUGAGCAUGAACGUGGUCAGCAGCAUCAUCUCGUUCUUGGGGAUCUGCCUUCACAUUGUAGAACUGUUCUUGGGGGUCUCGAAACCUGUGUUGAGACAGGAAUUCAGGCACAAGUCUGCGGCUAUCCCAGGGAGCCCUAAGGGGAGGGAACAGGAGCAAAAGGGUGUCUUCUCUGGAGCUCAGAGCUUCGGGAGCUCUGAAGGCAGUGAGGCCAUGUAUCUCUCACCCUAUCCUGGGCUGUGCGGGAUAUGUCUCUCCAAUGGUCUCCUCCCGUUCACCCUGCUGGAGUUCUGCCUCACCUGCAUGGUCUCCUGUGCGGGGUGCCAGGAUAUGUGCUGUGACAAAUAUUUGAACGUCAUACCCGUUCCAGUCGCCGUCACUGUCAGCACCGCCAACACCACCAGCACCGCCAACACCACCAGCACCACCAGCCCAGCGGACAGCGCCAGCUCCAACCUCACCUACUGCAACGCCAAGCCCCGCUGA